Plasmodium yoelii is the source of this 1707-nucleotide messenger RNA. RefSeq names its product zinc finger protein, putative. Gene Ontology annotation, molecular function: zinc ion binding. The coding region runs from base 1 to 1707 and encodes 568 amino acids. Gene Ontology annotation, cellular component: nucleus. NCBI's taxonomy places the organism in Eukaryota, Apicomplexa, Aconoidasida, Haemosporida, Plasmodiidae. Gene Ontology annotation, biological process: regulation of DNA-templated transcription. The transcript has 3 exons. The record is from RefSeq and is a predicted model, not a curated record.
AUGAAUGGAAUUGAAGAUAAUGAAAAAUAUGCAAACUAUUUGCGAAAUAAAAUAAUAAAAUUUUUUAAUUUGAAAAGUGAGGAUUUAGAAUUAACAUAUAUAAAAUCAAUAUUAAAUAGUAAAACAUAUGAUUUGUAUAGUUCUAUAUAUUUAAUAAAUUAUUCUUUUUUUGAAAAUAAUAAAAAUAAUAAAAUAACAAUAAAUAAUGUUAAAAAAUUUACACAAAAUUUAGUUGAUUCCAAAAAUAAGUUUACCCCAUCAAAUGUACUAGAAAAUAAUAACAACUCUCAAAAGUUUGAUGAAAUAAAAAAUGAUAAUGGAAUAAAAAAUAAAUCUAUACACAAUUCGAUAGAGUAUAUUUUUAAGAAACAUGAUCAUAACCCACUUCGUAACAGGGGAAGUGAAAAUGGAAAUGGAAAUGGAAAUGGAAAUGGAAAUGGAAAUGGAAAUGGAAAUGGAAAUAUAAAUAAAAAUGAGAGUAAAAAUAGUCAGACAGAUCGUAGCAAAGGUAGUGAAAAUUCACAUCUUCCAAAAGGAAAGAAAAUACAAAAUAAAACAAAUCUAAAUGAAAAAGAAAAGGAGCCAAACGCAAAUUCAUUAUUUGAUAAACUGCAUAACAAAAAUGUAAAAAAUUGUAUGCUUGGAACAAUGACAAAUAACGAUCAAAAAAAAUGUGAACAUAGCAAGACACUCAGUAAAAAGGCAGAGCAAAAAGAAGAAAAAAGCGAAAAAGAAGAAAAAAGCGAAAAAAAAGAAAAAAGCGAAAAAAAAGAACAAAUUGACUACUUCUCCUUUUUUAAUAGAAAAGAAAAUUCAUGCUCAUUAAAAGAUAUUAUCGAAAUUAUUGAUAACGAGAAUGUAAAAAAAGAUGAUAGUAAUAAUGAUCAAAUUAGCCAAAAAAAAAAAAAAAAAAAUAUUCAAAUAUGUACAUGUAACGGCAAAAACCAUAAAAUAUAUACAAACUGUCUUAUAUGUGGAAAAUUAUUUUGUUCAAAAAUUAAAUUUAAAAAUUGUAUAUUUUGUGAUAAUCCUUUAUAUGAAUCAGAUUUUAUAAAUACAAUAUUUUUAUCAAACAAAUUAGAAACUAAAACAAACAAUAUUAUCACAAAUAUGAAAAAUUCAAACCCCUUUCUCUAUAAAUAUUAUUUUGACCCACUUAAUAAUAAUUUAAAAAAAGCCAUUGAUAUGCGAAAUAAAAUGUUAAAAAACUCUAUAAAUGAAGAAAAUACGAAAAUAAUUGAUGACAGUAUAGAUUGGUUCGAAGAUGACAUUAAGCAUACCCUCAACAUUCAUGAUAUUCAUUUUUCAUGUUAUGAUGAUGAUACAAAAAAUGAGAUAGUAAACAAAUAUUAUGAUAUAUUCAAAAAAAAAAUUACCGAUAUAAAUAUCGACAUUGAUUUUGAAAACCUUAAAAUAAAUGAAAAUGUGGAUUAUGCAAAAAUAAAAGAAUUUAGUGAAUACUUAAAUGAACACGAAAAAAUAUAUCAAGAAAAAAAAAAAAAACUAUCUAAUGAUACACCCCAUAAUUAUUUAAGUAAUAAAGAAAAAAAAUAUAUAAGUUAUGUUAAUGAUUUAUGUAAAAUGUUUUUAAAAAAUGACACACAAAAAGAGGACACAAAUUUACUUAAAUCCGAAAAAAUUAAUCCCAUAACGGAAAAAAAAAGAUAUAAAUAUAAUGUGCUAAACAUGAGUGACGAUGAGUGUUAG